AUGUCCGACGACCAGGGUUAUCGUUCCUCUCAGGAAUACACCGGCGCAAUAGUCGAGGUCGACGCAAUCGCAGUUUCCACCAAGCAAGUGGAACUCAUGGCCGCGAUUUCUUCUGGUGAAAUGUCGAAGAAUCGCCGAGCGAAGCUGGCGCAGCAGAAGACAGCGAAAGCUGAACCGGCGCAGGCUCAACCGGCGCAGGCUCAACCGGCGCAAGCUGAACCAGCUUUCGAAUUUGGCGGUGAUCCGGCGGUGCUGGCGGCUGUGCUUUCUUCUGGCUCCAAGGCGAAGGGCCGCCGACAGGAAGAUGCAAACCGGAAGGCACGAGUCGGUACGGCGGUUUCGGGAAGUGGUGGCGAGCCGGCGAAGACGAGCGGACAGGAUCACGCGAGCAAGAAUUUACAGGCCAACGAGGGAGGUUUCUUCUAG
Messenger RNA from Cordyceps fumosorosea ARSEF 2679, 426 nucleotides. RefSeq lists its product as hypothetical. NCBI's taxonomy places the organism in Eukaryota, Fungi, Ascomycota, Sordariomycetes, Hypocreales, Cordycipitaceae. The coding region runs from base 1 to 426 and encodes 141 amino acids. The record is from RefSeq and is a predicted model, not a curated record. The transcript has a single exon.